Arachis ipaensis is the source of this 973-nucleotide messenger RNA. RefSeq lists its product as uncharacterized. NCBI's taxonomy places the organism in Eukaryota, Viridiplantae, Streptophyta, Magnoliopsida, Fabales, Fabaceae. The record is from RefSeq and is a predicted model, not a curated record.
UUUGAUAAGUGGUCAGACAUUCCAGCAAGCUUUUUUGAAAAUCAGUGGAAUAUUUUUUCCUAGCUCGAAUUUUCUUCAAAGUGAGUGAUAACUUGGCCAAACGAUUUUUGCUCCAAUCGCUUGGCAAAAAAUGGAGGGAACAUAGGAUAAAGCUUUGGAAUGAUUUUUAUGAUCCGAGGUUGAGUAAAACCGAGAUCAUAAAUAAUGCACCAGAAGAUAUUGCUCCUGAUCAGUGGGCUUUAUUUGUAGAAUAUCGUUUGAAGCUUGAAACUCAGAAACUUUGUAAGAGGAAUCAAGAAAUUCGGCAAAAACAAAUAAUUCCUCAUACUUCAGGUGCUAAAUCAAUUGCAAGAAGAAUGGCUGAAUUGACGGAAGAGAUGGGAAAAGAAGUUAGUAGGGUUCAAAUGUGGGACAUCACUCACAAGAAAAUAGAUGGAAGUUAUGUUAAUGAAAAGGCUAAAGAAAUAGCGGAGAAGAUUGAAGUACAUAGUAGCCAACAACCGAUGGAAUCAACUGUUAAUUCUCCUCUUGAUGCUCUUGGAGUAGUUUUUGGGAAAGAGCACCCUGGUCGUGUUCGAGGUUUAGGUAUGGGAGCUGUUCCAACAAUUGCUUUCAAGAACAACACUACAAGGAUUAGUCAAAUAAAUUUAGGUUCUUCAAAUGAUGCUGACACAUCAUCUACUUGUGGUCCAAAUGUGCAAGAGUUGGAUACCGUUAAAGCGCAAUUGCAAGUGCUAGUCUCCUAUAUUGCUUCCAAGAAAGGAGGUAAAAUUCCAAUACAAUUGGUUAGAAUGUUCCCUACUCAACAAAUCUCACAGGGAUUGGAUCAGGAGAGUGAGAUUCCAUCACCAAAAGAGUUAGGAAGUAGGUCUUCUGGAGCAAGUAAUAAGGAAGCAUGACCUUGCUUAAUAUGUUAAGACGUAUAUUAAGAAUUAUAUGUUAAGACGUAUUAUUGAAAAAUGUUACUUUGACC